Messenger RNA from Pyrenophora tritici-repentis Pt-1C-BFP, 1413 nucleotides. The record is from RefSeq and is a predicted model, not a curated record. NCBI's taxonomy places the organism in Eukaryota, Fungi, Ascomycota, Dothideomycetes, Pleosporales, Pleosporaceae.
AUGAUUUCCACCGUCAACAUCAUCGUCUACAGGGUCAAGACAGGCGAACGCAGGCCCAUUGGAGUUACUGCCGUCUGGGCGUUUGGUAUUGGCGCUGACGCUCUCGUUAUUCGGCACACUUCACAAUGCUUCCAAAUCGAGUCUUCCGGUGGUCCAUCGGGAAUCCUUGGCCAACUUGACGACGGUCAGAAUCGUGUCGGUGGUAGCGGCCUCCCUACCGGAUGUUACUGUCUAGACAGCGAUGGCGGCUUCACCGAUUCCAACGGAAGAGGUUGCAUCUUGACACCUCCUACAACCCAGUUCCAGUGUGACGUCGGUGCUACACCCACAGACGGCUUUGCCAUGGGUCCCGAUGGCGUCAUCACAUACAACGGAGACGGUACCUUUUAUGCUUGCCCCGUCAAUGACGAGGGUGAGUACAAUGUCUACACCAAACCUGCUCCCGGCCAAGAGAAGUGUGUCGAGAUAUCAUUUGGCUCUGCUGGUUCUUGCGGAUCCGGUAGCGGUCCUGCUCCAUCUGCUGCUAGCCCUCCUGCAGAAACAGAGACCAAGCCUGCUCCUCCUCCAGAGGUUCCCACUAGUGAGCAGCCUCCUUAUCCAACCGGACCAGCGCCAACUCAGCCCGACAAACCUGAAGAGACUGCGCAACCCCCGAAGCCAGAGCAACCGCCAGCAUCAGAGCAACCGCCAGCACCAGAGCAACCGCCAGCACCAGAGCAACCGCCAGCACCAGAGCAACCGCCAGCACCAGAGCAACCUCCUGCUCCCGAACAUCCUCCGGCACCAGAGCAGCCUCCUGUGCCCGAACAUCCUCCAGUGCCCGAACAUCCUCCAGUGCCCGAACAUCCUCCAGUGCCCGAACAUCCUCCAGUGCCCGAACAUCCUCCAGUGCCCGAACAUCCUCCGGCGCCAGAGCAGCCGCCUGUGCCCGAACAGCCUCCAGUGCCCGAACAUCCUCCGGUACCUGAGCAACCUCCGGCACCUGAACAUCCUGCGCCAGAGCAGCCUCCCAAGCCAACUGGACCAGCAUCGGAAGUCUCUGCCACAACCUGUACCCUCUUCAACUUCGACAUUCCCGCCUCCAUGGCAGGAAAGUCCUGUUCCACAAUCUUCAUGCUACCCCUCAAGUCCGAGCUCGAGACGUCAGACUACAAGCUCUCCGGUAGUGGAGUGUGCACAAUCACUAGGCUUGAUGGUCCGGUAACAGAACAGUCGACUUGGGAUGACAAACCUGAGGCUGAGGCACAGGUCGCAAGUGUACAGAUGACACCUGGCCACAGCUGGACAGUGGAUAGUGGGCCCUGUGAGGAAGGACCGUUAAGCUAUGAAGUCUGUAGUGGUGGCGACUUUGAGCUGAGCUGGUUCCAAGAUUAUAACCCUAGUCCGAUUGGAUUGUUUGUUCGGGAAUGUUAA